CAAUAACAAAUUAAUUACCAUCUCAGCAAAUUUCGGGUUGGAUGUUAACGCACACUCUUUUGUUAAAUCAGCUAAUAUGUUAUUAAAUAUUUGCAAAAAUAUUAGGAUUUCCUUAUUCAAAUUCCCUAAUAACAUAGCAUGUCGCGAAUUGAGUAAUAUGAAAAAAAUAUUAACUCAAGAAUGCAUAACCAAAAUCGAAAAUGAAAAGGAAAUCGAGGAGUCUUUAUUAAUAGAAAAGAAUCUUUUUGAGCAAUCUUUCCUACAACAUAAACCAUUGAUAGCUGCAGAGCGCCUAAAAAGUGGGACGAGCAUGUUAAAUCAAAACUCCAUUAGAGAACAAAUGCUCCCACCUAAGACUUUAUCGGAAAUGGAGAAGAGAAGGCCUUUGAAAAAAGAAUGUAAAAGUCAAAUUAUUAAUGAUAAGGAAUUUGGUUUCGAAUUUACAAAGCUCAGUUUGGCUGAUCCGCGCUUGAAUAUUAUGAUGACUACUGUCAGGUCAAAAAGGAGACGCGACAAAAAUCGACUAAUUGUUAUUGAAGGUCGACGUUUAAUAUUGGAAGCUUUAGAAUGCGGACUUCAUUUGAAAACGGUUAUAUUUAGCCAACGCGAGCAGCUGGCUGCCAUAAAGGAGAAAAUAGCCGUAUUGCAAAAAGUAAAACAAACUGAAAUCUACAAAGUACCACACCAUGAUCUAAAACUUUGGUCUACGCUCAAUACACCACCGGGGGUGUUAGCUAUAUUUGAAAGGCCAUGUUUACAAUACGUUCGCAAAACACUUUCAAAAGUAUCGGUAGCCCUACCCAUUACUGUAGUUUGUGAUAAUAUACGCGAUCCAAACAAUUUGGGCAGCAUUAUACGCACCUGUGCUGCUUUGCCUUGCCUGCAAGUUGUAAUCACCAAAGGCUGUUGUGAUCCAUGGGAAUCAAAAUCUUUAAGAGGUGGUUGCGGUGGCCACUUUAGAAUACCAAUACACGACGAUGUUAAUUGGAACGAAGUUCCGUUAGUGAUACCAACUGAAGCCGCAGACAAUUGUUGGGUAUUUAUAGCAGAGAACAACAUAAGUAAAUCCAAAGGACUAACAAGUGUACUCGACUAUACGAAUUUAGAAACGGGGUCUCACAGCGUCGUUAUUGUUGGUGGUGAAAGCCAUGGAGUUAGCAAGGAAGCUUACCAAUUUAUGCAGACCGUGGGCAACAGAGGCAAAUGCUUACAUAUACCUGUUGCUGAAGGUGCAGACAGUUUAAACGUUGCAUCAGCUUUAACUUUAAUUCUCUAUGAGUUACGUAAGCAUGUCUCGCAUAUGCAAAACUGAAAAUUUUCAUG
Messenger RNA from Glossina fuscipes, 1323 nucleotides. RefSeq names its product rRNA methyltransferase 3, mitochondrial. The coding region runs from base 77 to 1312 and encodes 411 amino acids. Gene Ontology annotation, molecular function: RNA binding; RNA methyltransferase activity. Gene Ontology annotation, biological process: RNA processing. Lineage: Eukaryota; Metazoa; Arthropoda; Insecta; Diptera; Glossinidae. The record is from RefSeq and is a predicted model, not a curated record. The transcript has 2 exons.